AUGUCCUUCCUCAAGAAAGACUACCCCUGGAUCCAGCUGCCCUUGAUAACAUGCGCGCCCAUGCUGUUCGCCGCAACGGGUGAGCUGGCCGCUGCCGUCUCUGCGGCCGGCGGUAUCGGAUUCAUCGGCAUUGGCUUCAAGGAAGAAGACUUGGAAACUCAGCUAUCUCAAGCCACUCGCCAUUUCCAAACCACUCAUAAAGACGUUAAAAUGGCCACUACAUCACCGGAAGUUCUACCGGUGGGAGUCGGGUUUCUGAACUGGGGCGCGAACCUCGACGCUGCACUGCCGGCUAUCAAGAAACAUGUUCCGGCCGCAGUAUGGUUAUUUGGAGUAGCAAAGGAGACCAUGAUCUCCGUUUACGGAUCGUGGAUUACUCGCGUACGCGAAGUGACUGGUGGAUGCACCAAGGUUUGGGUUCAAGUUGGUUCGGUGGCGGAUGCACUGCAUAUGACUGUUGAUAUGAAGGAUAGCAACUCGGUUCCAGACGUGCUAGUUCUCCAGGGUGUGGACGCAGGUGGUCAUGGCCUCAAACAUGGAGCCGGAAUCAUUACUCUCAUGCCCGAGGUGCGAGAUACAUUGGCAUCAAAGGGGUUCCCUGAUAUUCCACUCAUAGCUGCCGGAGGUAUCAGUGAUGGUCGAGGGGUUGCAGCGUCUCUAUGUCUGGGUGCCGAUGGAAUAUGUAUGGGAACGCGGUUCCUGGCUUGUUCACAGACAGCAAUAACGCAAGGAUAUCGAAAUGAGAUACUCCGUGCCAGCGAUGGUGGUCGAAGCACGGUUCGAAGCACGGUGUAUGAUCGGGUAAGAGGAUAUGUGGAAUGGCCUGAAGAGUACGAUGGGCGAGGGGUUACGAAUCAAAGCUACUUUGACGAACAGAAAGGUAUGGAAGACGAAGAGAAUAGGAAGUUAUAUGAGGCAGAGAAGCAGAAGGGGGAUGCUGGUUGGGGUGUUGGAGGUAGGAUGACCACGUACGCCGGGACGGGCGUAGGGUUAGUCAAGACCGUAGAAAGUGCAGAGGAAAUAGUUCGCAAGACCAGAGAGGAGGCGAAGAAGAUAAUUAAAUGCGACUAG
Molecule: messenger RNA, 1071 nt
Organism: Arthroderma uncinatum
Lineage: Eukaryota; Fungi; Ascomycota; Eurotiomycetes; Onygenales; Arthrodermataceae
Product: 2-nitropropane dioxygenase
Exons: 1
Coding region: 1-1071 (356 amino acids)
Molecular function (GO): nitronate monooxygenase activity
Source: RefSeq, a predicted model, not a curated record